GCUGUGCCAGUGUGCCCUCAAGCCGUAGACCGCCAUGCAUACUCCAUAAUCAUAUCCUCAAUAAUCGAAAAACUUGUAAACAUUAAAAAACAAUAUCAUUAAUUAUUCUUAGCAAUUCUUAGUAAAAAUUUCAUAAUGGAUUUACUUGGUUCUAUAUUAAAAUCUAUGGAUAAGCCUCCACAAAUAAGUGACAAACAGAAGGCGUUAAUAAAAAAGCAACGUGAGGACCAUGCCAAAUUUCAAAAAAUUGAAGCCGAAAAACACAAACGUUUUCGUGAACAGGUGGAAGAAACAGUUGGUAAAUUUUUAAAGAAUGGAAAUGCAAAGGAAUAUAAAUUUCCUCCAAUGGAUCAAGUUCACCGAAGCAUUGUGUUCGUGACACAUGAAUCAGCAGAAGUUGCGAGUGUCUUAGCUUAUACAUUCGGCGAGGAGGGGGUUGAUCGAUACAUUAUCAUAUUCAAAAGAGAGCAUGCACCAUCUGAAGAUCAACUGAGCACUUUGAGACGUGGGGAAGAGUGGAAUGACGAGAUUGCAAAGAAAUUACAACAUAGUAGAGCAAGAGAGGCCAUAGAAGCCGAGGAAGAGGAAAAAUCCAGAAAACGUAAAUUAGAAUUCGUGCCAACAAGCGAUUAUAAACAAAAAUAUGAACAUUUGAUAGGCAAAGAUGCUGCUUUAGAAGCUGCCAGAAAAACUGAAGCAAACAGUAAUUAUGGUUGUGUUCCCAGCGAAAAUAAAAAAGAUCAAAGAAGCAUUGAACAAACGCUGGCAGACAUCAGAGCGAAAAAGCAAAAAUUAGCGAGUCAAAAUGAAAAAUCAAGUGCAUAUAAUGAUCCGAAUAAUACAACUCCAUGAAAUCAAUGUACUUCGAUUUCUAUUGUAAGCAGAAUAAUCAAUUAUAAUUGCCAGAUAUUUAAUUUUA
This is a messenger RNA of Aphidius gifuensis, 919 nucleotides long. Its product is annotated as sperm-associated antigen 7. The transcript is spliced from 5 exons. Gene Ontology annotation, molecular function: nucleic acid binding. The record is from RefSeq and is a predicted model, not a curated record. Bases 136 to 852 code for a protein of 238 amino acids. Lineage: Eukaryota; Metazoa; Arthropoda; Insecta; Hymenoptera; Braconidae.